Cynoglossus semilaevis (tongue sole) is the source of this 7459-nucleotide messenger RNA. It is a transcript of the gene onecutl, whose product is annotated as one cut domain, family member, like. Gene Ontology annotation, molecular function: DNA-binding transcription factor activity, RNA polymerase II-specific; RNA polymerase II cis-regulatory region sequence-specific DNA binding. The transcript has 3 exons. The record is from RefSeq and is a predicted model, not a curated record. Gene Ontology annotation, cellular component: nucleus. NCBI's taxonomy places the organism in Eukaryota, Metazoa, Chordata, Actinopteri, Pleuronectiformes, Cynoglossidae. Gene Ontology annotation, biological process: regulation of transcription by RNA polymerase II. Bases 1110 to 2468 code for a protein of 452 amino acids.
AAUUGCAGGAUUGCGCUCCUUCUGCGACGUUAUAAUUCACAAGUUGCUCGCUGGCAAUCAGCAGAAACAAGGCUUUAACCUGUGGGGUUGUGAGAAAGAGGAGCAUCUUCCGCCUCCUCCUCCUCCUCAUUCCCCUGAUUCUCCUCCUCCAUCCCUUCUUCCCUCCCGCCCCCACCCCCGGAGAGAAAGGGUUAAUUGGAGUAGGAAUUUCAUCGCACAUCUGUCAGAUUUUUAAGGCCGUGACGCACUGAAAAGCAGAGGGGAGGGGGUCGAUGAGAGCGAGAGGGGGAGGAGGAGGAGGAGAAGGAGGAGGAAGAGAAGGAGAAAGAGUUGGUGGUGCUGCUGCUGCUGCUGAGAUCGAUGAAGUGGCAGGCAGAGAGGCAAGAGGAGGAGGAGGAGGAAAAUCUCACGAGAUAAUGAAAAGAAGAGGAGAGAGCUGCUAGUGUAUAGUGUAAGAGCGCAAAAAAAAAGGAGAAGGCGGAAAGAAUACUGACCGGAUUUUGGUUUGUUCCAGAGUGGGAUAGAAAGAGGAAAAGACGAGAAAAGAGGAAAAAGCGAGAACAGAGAGAAAGAAAGGAUUGUGCGUAAUCGCAGAUGGUUUUUGCGCUUUGGUUUCGGUGAGCGUUCGCACCCACGGGGCGCAGCGCACGGAUUGUGCGUGGAUCUGCAGGGACUGCUCGGCGACACAGACGGAGACAUGCUCAGGACAGGACGGAGAUGAACAGCCGAGGACGCGCUCUAAGAAGUGGACACUGAAAAAAAGACUCAGACCCGAGGCUCCAGCACAGCUGAGAACCAAAGACACAGGAGGCGACAGAGUCCAGGCAGAAAUAAAAACAAGAGCUGAGACUCAGAGCUCCUUCUGCUGCCAACUCCGUCCCUGGGACUUUGAGGGGAGUUAGAAGACAGUACUUAACGUUAUCAGAUAAUUAAUUAGACACCCCAUAAGCCCGGAAAUCAAUUAAUUCACAAAUCAAUAAAUCCAUAGUCUGGUGUAACAGGAGAGCUUCCAGACUGUUAGCACCGCCGCUGAACAACAAUAACAAGAAGAGGAAAGAAAUAAACACGACGACGACGACUAAACAGGAGCCUAGAAAUUCAUUUAAGUGAUGAUGGAUGGAGGUCUGGGAGAGAUGUCCCUCCACACUCACCCUGACCUGACCCACAGUCAGGACGGCAGGGCCAUGCUUCACACCAGGGACCUUUCAGCUGCUUUCCCCAGGCCUUCCCUCGGGGGCCCCACCAUGUCCCUGGAGCCGGAGCACCGUCCACCGGGCUUCGACCACACCAUGUCGGCACUGGGCUACAGCGGCGACUCCCCGUCCAGCUCUGGCAGCACCUACACCACCCUGACCCCCCUGCAGCCCUUUGACGACAAGUUUCACCACCACCAUCACCAUCACCCCUGUCUGCCGGUCAGUAAUGUCAUUGGCAGCUUCACCCUUAUGCGUGAGGACCGAGGCCUCAGCACUAAUUUCUACAACCCCUACGGCAAAGACCUGGCCAUGACCCAGAGCCUCUCACCACCAACCACAGGCUCAGGCCUCAGCUCCUCCAUGCACGGCUACGGCAGCCUGGGUAACAGCCCCAACGGCAACGGUGGCCAGAUGAUCCACAGUGGCUACGACGUCCACGGAGGAAGCCUAUUCUGCAGGACGUCGGAUUUUGGCCGUGAGAUUUCGCCACCGGGGCUCGGCGGAGGCGAGGUCUCGGUGGGGCAUCAGUUGAACAAAAUGGAGGCUCACCAGCACGCCACAGGCCACCACCCUCACAUCUACAGCCAGCACUACCAACCUCACCACCACCCCAGCCAGCAGGCCUCCAAGGUGAGCGAGCACCUGCACUCCUCCUCGUCCGCCGCAUCCUCACCCGGCGAGGGCAUGCUCUCGGGUUUGCAGGGCAGCAAUGGCAGCGGUGGAGAGGAGAUCAAUACCAGGGAUGUGGCCCAGAGGAUCAUCACCGAGCUGAAGAGGUACAGCAUCCCCCAGGCCAUCUUCGCCGAGAGGGUGCUGUGUAGGUCACAGGGCACACUGUCCGACCUCCUGAGGAACCCCAAGCCCUGGGGCAAGCUCAAGUCCGGCCGUGAGACCUUUAAGAGAAUGUCCCGCUGGCUCCAGGAGCCAGAGUUUCAAAGGAUGGCCUCGCUCCGGCUGGAGGCCUGCAAGAGGAAGGAGCAGGAGCAGAGCAAGCUGGAGCGCAACCAAGGCCCCAAGCGAACCAGGCUGGUUUUCACAGACCUGCAGCGCCGCACGCUGAUGGCCAUCUUUAGAGAGAACCACCGCCCGACCAAAGAGCUGCAGGUGACCAUCGCCCAGCAGCUAGGCCUUGAGCUGUCCACUGUCAGUAACUUCUUCAUGAACGCCCGCCGACGCAACAUCAACAAGUGGGCGGACGAGGGCCGUCCCUCCUCCACAGGGUCCUCAGGCUCCAGCGUCUCCUCUUCCGCAGUGUCCUGCAGCACGGCGUGAUGUCAGAAACCGCCUUGGGUGCGGUGGGGAGGGCGCUGAGGGAGCAAGGGGGCACAUAGACUGGUCUGAGCAGAGAUCGGCCGUCAUAAAUGUCCUCCUCGUUAUCAGAAGGAGCGACGGAGCCAGCUUUCUUAGAUGAUGUUAUAAAAAUGAAGCAUUUUUCUCAAACCAAAGUUGAUCGCCUCCUUGAAAUGGAAGGAGGCGAUACCCAGAGUGAUACCAAAGCAGGAUGGGAGGUCCUGCUCUUGUAUAGUCAAGGGUGAAGAGAUGCUUUAACUCAGAAGAGUCUCACCCUUACAUAGACACCAUCUCAUUAUUAUGUUAUUUUGAUUAUGUAGAUUAGAGAUAAUGAGGGUAUUACAAAUCAGGAGGAAACAUAUUUUUUUGGUGUACCUUCGAAUCUAUCGUCAUCUCUCCAAGGAUGAAGAAUCAAAAAUGGGUCGUUUGCUCGCAUCUGGAGAGCUCCAUUGUGUUAAUCAAAAACUCUUUACCAUCAUCCAAAGACAUUCUACCCUUCCCCAAGCGGGUCCACAGUAUCGGUCCUAUUAUUCCUCGAGAAUCAAGGUGAAAGAGGAAGAAAGGGCCUUUUCUUAACUUUUAUUUUCUGAAGAACCUGAUUUCCAUCGUAAUCAUCAUAGCAUGUAUUUCCAUGGUGAGUGUUCCACCUUCGGAGCAUCCGUAGCGUUUGUAAUUUCCCAACUGUCAAUCAUCUACCAUCCACAUGAGCCUUUCCUGUGGUUCAAAAAUAUACCCUCACCUCGAAUGAAUCAAGGGUUUUCGAGUGGGAAGGGAAAAAAAAAACAAAGAUCAUCUCAUCAGAUGCCAGGACAGAAUCAAUAAACACAAAGAGAAAACACACAAAGAAACGGACACGUUGGUGCAAAUGUCUAGCUUUAAGACUCUCCAUCGAGCUUCCAACAAAAGCUCCAGCCAUUUUUUGACUCAAACCAAAAAAAGUACAAAAAAAAAAAGAGUAAAACAGCCUUUAUAUGCAAAGGCUUCACCAGGAGGUAGACGUAACACAAUGUAUAGUGAUAUUGUAGUAUUUUUUCCACUCAUUUUCAGAACAACUGUACACACCUCUGCUCCAUAUUUAAGUCUUUUUUUUUACAGAUGUCUAGAGAAAAAACAAUGGAGGAAUGUGAUUCUUUCAGCCCUUUUUGUACAGAUCUCAAGCACAUUGCUCUAUUUAUAGAAACACGUCGGAAGUGCGGGGUGGUUUGUUUUCAGCCCUGCUGACGUAUGGACAUACGUACUAGGUUUUUUUUUUGGUCCACAAAGGAAAGGCUUUGAAACGCCUCCUUAUAGCCAGUAGUUAAAAAGAAGAAGAAGAAAAAAAUCGAACCGACAACAUUUCAAAUGCAAAUACUGAUCUGAUCAACCUAUUUAUUACUGCAUUUGUAUAUUUAUUGUUUUUCCAUUUUAUUUCCUUAUUUAUUUUUAAUUUAUUUAUGCUAUCUAUAUACUGUAAGUAUUUAUUUAAUGAUGCUCUGUAUGUCUGUGUGAAACUGAAGACUUUUUUCUGAUGGGCACUUUUAGCUGUAGAAUCCCAUCAUAAUACCAAAGAUUAACAUUGCCUCCCUGAAUGUACGGCCUGAGUCCCUAUACCCCUGAACCUAAACCCUGAACCCCACCCCAACCUAAACCACCCAGUGUUGUUAAGUAUCUCUAUCUCCAAGGCCUGGCCUUUUGUUUUGGUUUAGUUUUUUCAAUGUAGAAAACUGGGGAUUUCCUUACUCUUGCAAGUGUCUCUGCAGUCAGCUCCUAAUGCCAAGACCAAAGCCUGUUUGAAUGUUGUGAUAAUAUUUAUAAUACCAAUAUAUUGGUAACGAUACCGUUAACAAUGACGACAUCGAUGAUGGGGUGGCAUCCCAUAGCUUCACAGGUUGCUUGUGAAGACGUGUUUUAACCAAUGCCAUCUGAUGGGGCAGCGGUAAAUGUCUGGGGACCCACUUAAAGUGAAGGCCCCGUUGAGUGCGAGUCCUUCAGGGUCACAUGCGAACAUGCGUACUCUGCUUCUGCCUGGGGAAAUGCAUGGUUCUGACCUCCUCUCUAUCCAACUCGAUCACCUGCCCCCUUGUCGUCCUACCCUCCCCAGUGCAGCGCAGACAGUCUUGUCUAAUGUGCAGCUCAGUGUGAAUCACUGUCCACCACAACCUCGCCUUUCUGCCAGUUCUCUCAGUUCCAGGAGAAUAAAUUACUUAUUUUCAGAUGAAUUCUGAAAGACUGUACUGGACUUUAGGACUGUGAAAGCUUAAACGGUUCCAGGACUUAUAUUAGGGCAUUGACACAUCGGGGGUUUAUCAUGGAUUUACAGGAAAUUUAUGUAAAACAUGUAUCUCUUCUGAGAGGAAUCUUAAUAUUACCAGCUAGUACAGGAUUUCCUUUGUCAUCAAUUGAUACCUAAUUCAAAGAAACCAAGGAUCUGAUUCUGAUCGGAUCAUUAAGGUGUACUCCUAGCUCUCCUGUCCCUCGUUUGGAAAUCCCAAAUUAAGUUAUGAGGCUGUUUUAGCUUGUCUAAUUUGUCCCUGGACUUCUAUUGUCCCUGAUCCCUAGAGUCUGUACCUUUUCUUGAAUGCUGUGAGAUUUGCAGUCUCUAGUCCAUCAAUUUGUUACACCUAGUCAUUGUUGUCCUCUAUGUCCAAAUUCUCUUAUUAAAUCAAGAGGCUUCUCGAUCUUAAAGGAUUUUUCCAUUUAGUAUGUCCGGCUUCUGGGCUCUGUAUCUCAUUUUGGAGAUACCAAAGGUCUGUUUAAGCUUAAACAUGAUUUCCAGAGCUUCACCAGCCUAGAUUUCCUAAUUAAGAAAAUUCACCAAAGUCUUAUUUGUAAUAUGUAUUCCUUUACUUUUCUGGAAAUACCUCUUAGGUAUGUAGAAUUUGUAAUACUACUUCUGAGGCCAUCGUGGUUUAAAUUUUUCCAACCUUUUUUAUCAGAAAGCACAGGAUUUAUCAGUGAGUGUCUUCCUCCAUACGUCUUGCACAAACAGACAUCUUGGUUUGCCUGCCUAGGGCUUAAAUCAAGAGAAAUCACCAAAGAUCACUACAUCUUCCAAGCCAUUUCGUUUCGCUUCUUGGGGGAAUCUGAAAAUUAGUUGUUCAGCCUUUACAGCUUGUUGGAGUUUUAGGGGUUUCCAACUCAUCUUGGAAAAAUCCUGGAUUUUUCGGAAAGCACAGGAUUUGUCAAUGACUGCCUUCACCUGUGUAAUCUGCACAAGCUACACCAUCCCCAUGCUCCAGCUUUCACCAGCCUAAAGCCUAAAUCAGAAGAAAUCACUGAAGAUCUGAUUCUGAGACCCACGUGUAAAUGCUGCCCAAGGGUGGCAAGGCUUCCCUGGUCAUUUUCAAUCCUCUUUCUCUCUGUCUGGCCCCGAUUUUUGGUUCGGUCUCUCAAUUUUUCUUUCUUGAACGUUGAAACGGGAGGAUUGUCUGGGCCCCCUUCGCAGUGUGCACUUGAAAGACAGGCGGUCAUGAAAGAGGCCAUCGACUUUUUCCAUGCACUUCAAAGGAAAGGCCUUUUUCAUCCCAUCUCCUCUCUGGGUAUUUGGUCUAGGGUUUGCUCUUGGCCAGACCUAUGGGCUUUAGGGGGCAUUCAAAGAGGGCGGAGGAAGAUCAGAGAGGAGGCGGAAUAGUGCAGAAUGAGGACAGUGGUUGUGGAGGGUGUGUGUGUCGGAGAAGAGAUGGAUGGGAGGGGGGGUUUUCUUGUGGAACAUAAGGUUGUUGAACUAGCAGGGCAUGGAGCUGAAUUAAACUUUAAUGAGCAACAAUUGUAAGCAUGCUGAGAGUGAAAGGUGGGGGACAGAGGUUGGGGGUGAGACAAUUGAGACUGUUCUGAGAGGAGGGCGGGUGAAAUAUAAAAAAUAAAAGAGCUUGGAGGCUUCUUUGUGCGACCCCUGCGCGCUACUGUCAUCAUAUCAAAGCGGAGGUGACACCUUUCAGGUUUCCCUUUGUCUCUGACUGCAAGCCUAAAAUGGAGACAUAGCUUUUUGUAUUGAGCCACCGUCUGCUCUGUGUCAAGCAGGGGAGCUCUUCCUUUUCUGUACUGGAGGCAGAAGAUAAAAGGAGGGAGGGAGGGUGUGAAUUCAUUGAACUGUUGCAGGUGAUUUGCGUUGGCACUUUAACCUGCGGCACCCCCUAGUGGAUUUAAUAGUAACUUGACCGCUGAGGCCGUUGCAGAGUUAAAGUCGGGAGGGGAGUCUGGAGAGUAAAUAAUGCAUUACAGUAGUAGAGCUGAAAGAUGUAACUUUCAGAAUAAAAAUUUUAAAAAAUACCAAAAAAAAAAAAAAAUCUCUUUGAUGAACCAAAAAAGGAAAAACAAACCAAAGAUUGAUGGGUAACUGCUGAACAGCUAAGUAUUAUGGGUAGUUUUAGCAGUUCCCUGUCAGAGCUACAGUAGCACUCAGAGGAUUCAAAGAACAAAAGCACCAGUGGGGUUCAGCGUGCUGAUUACUUACAUAAAACAGUAUUACGUUGAGCUGGAACUGAGAAACUGACAUGAGGCAGUGUCUUCAGAGGGAUGUCUUUUUACUCUGUAAACCCCUGUGCCCCCCCCCCCCAUCACUCCCAGCCCCCUUGUCCCUGUGUGUACAUGAAGACUUUUACCCAUCUACCUCAACUGUGUGAGAUGUUGUGUGGCAAAGAUAUUCCUAACCAAAGAAUCCAUCCUGUCAGGGUGUCUGUCCGUGUAUCUAACGUAUCUAUCAAUCUAUCUCAUGUCUGUCCAUCUGUCUCUUUUCAUGCCUUUUUGCUCCAAACCAAAUGUGCUGGAAUCAAUCCGAAAACGGGAACCGUAAGGUGGUUUCCCGUCCAGCCAAAGCUAAGUCCAGUAUGCUUGCGUGUCCCAUUGAUCCAUGCUCUGUAUAUAAAUACAAAUGUCAAGACCAAAAAAGAGGAGGUGACAAUCCAAGCAAGGAGGAUCUUGCUGUAAUCAACGUUGCCUAUUCCUUGUUUUCCGAAAAGCUAGAAUCAUGUGACUUGCUGUAACAGUGGGGGGGG